AAUUUUUUUUUAAAGGAGUUACAAUUGUCCAGCAAAAAUACACGGUAGGAGAAAUAUAGAUUGUGGGUCUCGCUGCUAGCGUGGGUCAUUCAUAGUUGGAAAUUCCGAUUAUUAUGAAUAUUCAACUCGUGGUCUACAAAUUUGCCAAUAACAAGCCAACCAAGAGUACUGCGAGCAUUUCUCGCUUUUCAAACAUCCGCUGCAGCAUGAAAACAACUGUUCGCAGUCUUCGCGGAAACUAACAACGUUCUGAACUGGUGUGUCUCAUACAAGCCUUUUACAUGAUAGUAAACGCAUGGUAAGUAUUGAGCAGGGAAGCGUUGCAGGGGUUAGGGAAUCCCAGAACAGUUUGACUAUAGUGGAGUGGAGAGAUGGCGGAAUUGACAUAAACGAUGGGUGCUCGCGGAUUUGUUAUUGUCUUUCAAGCCAUGGUGCUUCCCUUUGAAGAAGCCAAGCUGUGGCGGACGUUUGUCAUCACCCUAGCAGCAUGUCUUUGUGUAUCCUUACUUGUCAUCGCCUGGCUUCUGUACCGUUUGGAUGUACAAAAAGCUCGGUUCCAGAUCCUGCUGAGGAGAGCGCAUUCAUCUCUCCAUAGCAGGAGCUCCACAGCUCCAAAUGAUACAGGCUUGACGAGGCUGAGUGGUCCAGUCCAGCUAGAGUCCGACCAGGAGCGGCUUGGCAGUUUAGGCACAAUACAACCUCUACUCAGUGACCGCGCACUGCAUAAUAGCGAACGGUGUGUACAGUGUCUAGAUGACUGUGCAAGUAUCGCAGAGCAUGCCGCACCUACCGCUCGCUAUCUGGGAUCAACUUCUACAAGGGAUGUACAUGCGCCGGUACAGGGAGAUGCGUUACCGGAGGCGGAGACACCAUGUGAUCACAAUCCAACCAUACAUGUGACCACUGUGACUAAAGUCGACACUGGUCUGGCGCGCACCCAGCGAUUCAAUUCUGUGCCCGUGCGAACUCCGGCUACACCAGCACGCUCGGCCAGCGUCGCCAGUGAGUAUCCGCAUCGCUCCAAAUACGCAGCACCAAAGUCGAGCCAGACAGCUGUUAUCCAUGAGGGUACGAGCGAAUCACCGUCUCUAGGACCAAGACGAAGUGUCAGGGAGCUGAACAUGGAUAGCAAACGGUGGUCGCAGGUGCAGAGAGAGGCAACAACAAUUGCAGUUGUGAAUAGGUCUGGAAUGGACGAGCCCAGCCAUAAGCAAAGUAACCCUAAGCGUAUGUCCCGAGCCGUCAGCCCUACGUUUACAAGCACAUUUCGCAUUGGCAGGCCACAGACGGCACCUGCAGGAAAUACUAUUGCCCGCGCAAGUAUGUGUCAGGAUGACCAGGGAUACAACCUGGAACCAGAUCUGGUCAUCACCUCAACACCGCUUUGAAUGCUAUCACAAACGCAGCAGGAUCUUUAACAUUUUAUGAUUUUCAUUUGUUCGCAGCAGGUGUUUAACCCUUAAUACCCAUGUUUCUACCUUCUCUUUUUGGAAUCUCCACAAGCCACCCUGAAAACCAUAGGAGGUCAUAAUACCCUUUUUCAUGAAUACACUCACAUUCCAAGGCCUUUUACAAUCUCAAUUGCUAGAUGCGUUCAAGUAUAUAAAAUUGAAAUACAAUCAAGCCAUGGAGAAUCAGUAAUGGCGGAAUAAUAAUGCUGCACUGCGGGCUACUUAUUACAUUAAAACAAUAAUAAUUAGUUUACACAUGGAAUGGCUGAAUUGUUAUCAUGUUGGAUACAGUCCUUUGUGUUCAGAACACAUUUUCUCAACUUUUGGAAAAGAUUUAUACAUAUAUGUAAUAGCUGGAUUGUUCAUUUGCUAUUGUUUACCAAUUCCACAUGAAGAAGA
This is a messenger RNA of Sycon ciliatum, 1850 nucleotides long. RefSeq lists its product as uncharacterized. Lineage: Eukaryota; Metazoa; Porifera; Calcarea; Leucosolenida; Sycettidae. The coding region runs from base 393 to 1388 and encodes 331 amino acids. The record is from RefSeq and is a predicted model, not a curated record. The transcript has 2 exons.